AGCAAACCGGCACCAGGAGCCGGUUCUACUUCCGGUGGGGAAGGGAAAGGGAAAGCACCACCGGAAGCGAGGAAGAUGCUGUGUAAUCACUGAGAAAGUAAGGGAGGCACUCGCAUCCUAAAAAUGCCGGAUUACCUCGGUGCCGAUCAGCGGAAAACCAAAGAGGAUGAGAAGGACGACAAGCCCAUCCGAGCUCUGGAUGAGGGGGACAUUGCCUUGCUGAAAACUUACGGUCAGAGUACUUACUCCAGGCAGAUCAAGCAGGUUGAGGAUGACAUUCAACAACUUCUUAAGAAAAUUAAUGAGCUCACUGGUAUUAAAGAAUCUGACACUGGCCUGGCCCCACCAGCACUCUGGGACUUGGCUGCAGACAAGCAAACUCUCCAGAGUGAACAGCCUUUACAGGUUGCAAGGUGUACAAAGAUAAUUAAUGCUGAUUCAGAGGACCCAAAAUACAUUAUCAAUGUGAAGCAGUUUGCCAAGUUCGUGGUAGACCUCAGCGAUCAGGUGGCACCUACUGACAUUGAAGAAGGGAUGAGAGUUGGUGUGGACAGAAAUAAGUAUCAAAUCCACAUUCCACUGCCUCCUAAGAUUGACCCAACAGUUACCAUGAUGCAGGUAGAGGAAAAACCUGAUGUCACUUACAGUGAUGUUGGUGGUUGUAAGGAACAGAUUGAGAAAUUGAGAGAAGUGGUUGAAACCCCACUACUUCAUCCAGAGAGGUUUGUUAACCUUGGCAUUGAGCCUCCCAAGGGUGUGCUGCUGUUUGGUCCCCCAGGCACAGGCAAGACACUCUGUGCCAGGGCAGUUGCUAAUAGGACUGAUGCUUGCUUCAUUCGAGUUAUUGGAUCCGAACUUGUACAGAAAUACGUUGGAGAGGGGGCUCGAAUGGUUCGUGAACUUUUUGAAAUGGCCAGAACAAAAAAAGCCUGCCUUAUCUUCUUUGAUGAAAUCGAUGCCAUUGGAGGGGCUCGGUUUGAUGAUGGUGCUGGAGGUGACAAUGAAGUACAGAGAACAAUGUUAGAACUGAUUAAUCAGCUGGAUGGUUUUGAUCCUCGAGGCAACAUUAAAGUGCUGAUGGCCACCAAUAGACCUGAUACUCUGGACCCAGCACUGAUGAGGCCAGGGCGAUUGGAUAGAAAGAUUGAAUUUAGCUUACCUGAUUUAGAGGGUCGGACUCACAUCUUUAAGAUUCAUGCUCGUUCAAUGAGUGUUGAAAGAGAUAUCAGAUUUGAAUUGUUAGCACGACUAUGUCCAAAUAGCACUGGUGCCGAGAUUAGAAGUGUUUGCACAGAAGCUGGUAUGUUUGCAAUCCGAGCACGGCGAAAAAUUGCUACUGAGAAGGAUUUCUUGGAAGCUGUAAAUAAGGUCAUUAAGUCUUAUGCCAAAUUCAGUGCUACUCCUCGCUACAUGACAUACAACUGAGCCUCAAAGGCUUUCAAAUGACAACUUCAGUUAGAAUCUUAAGACUUGUUAGUACCACCUCACAAAAAAAAAAAAUAAAUGGUUUAAAAAUUG
This is a messenger RNA of Marmota flaviventris (yellow-bellied marmot), 1518 nucleotides long. RefSeq names its product proteasome 26S subunit, ATPase 2 (gene Psmc2). Lineage: Eukaryota; Metazoa; Chordata; Mammalia; Rodentia; Sciuridae. The record is from RefSeq and is a predicted model, not a curated record. Gene Ontology annotation, molecular function: ATP hydrolysis activity; ATP binding.